This is a messenger RNA of Rhagoletis zephyria (snowberry fruit fly), 1259 nucleotides long. Its product is annotated as putative cyclin-dependent serine/threonine-protein kinase DDB_G0272797/DDB_G0274007. The record is from RefSeq and is a predicted model, not a curated record. Lineage: Eukaryota; Metazoa; Arthropoda; Insecta; Diptera; Tephritidae.
AUGGGAUUGUAAUUGGGUAGCUGACUGUAAAUGCAAAGCAGUGCAAUACAAACUGUGUUGGAUAAAGUGUGACACAAAAACAUCGCACUAUGUUUCUUCCGAACUGGUCAUGCGUGCGUUUUUAAUGAAAAGAAAUUUCUUCAAAUAGAAAAACUGAAAGCAAUUUCGAAGAAAAAUUGCCAAAAUGCUUUAACCUACAAUAAUAAAAAACCAACAAAAAUAAUAACAAAAGCGGAAGCAAAAUCGACUGCUAAGAGCAAUUGCGAAAAUGCAAUAAAAUAGAUGAAUGUAAAAUAUUGACACAACAACAAUAACAACAGGCUAUUGAACUAGUAAAGUGGACCGCAACUAAAGCAAAAACAAGAAAAAAAACCCAUUAAUAAAAGCAACAGCGUACAAAGUAAUCGCAACAACAACAGCAAAGUAAACAAUCGAACAGCUUAAACAAACGAAGAAGGCGGUGCCAGCGGCCAAGCGACAAACGGCAAACGGCAAAAGGGCGGCAGCGUCCAGGGUUACGGUGCGAGUACGACAGAGGGACAAUGACAAGAAUUGCUAGAAUGGCAAGAAAAAUGGCGACCGCAACAAAAUUCGCCAUCGCGGUUGGCAACAUUCUCACAAUAUUUAUGGCAAUGACGGCAUUGUGUGCGUGGCGUGUGGAUGGGCAGUCACAGCCACAACCACAACCGUCGUUACAGUCACAGUCACAGCUACUACAGAGCCAAUCAGUGGUGCCACAGCAGCAACAACAAGCGUUGUCCGCAUCGCAAGCGACACCACAUAAAUACCAGGAAUUGCAAUAUCAAUUGCAACAACAACAGCAACAGCAAUAUGAAUAUCAGCAACAGCUGCAUCAACAAUUGCAACAGCAACAGCAACAACAACAGCAUCAGCAAAAAACACUUUAUCAACAAAAGCAACAGCAACAACAACAACAAAAGUAUCAGCAGCUACAACACAAGGAACAAAAGCAGGAUAAGACGAGCUAUGAGCAGCCGGCGGCGACGGUGUUGGCGGGGGAGCAGCAGCAUACAGUUCCCACACAGGUCAUAACAUUGCUGUCAGCUGCAGUCAACCAACUGAGAUGCGAGGGCGCCAGCGUAGUCAAGCAACAGCAGCAAUUGCCGCUUCAGUUGCGUUAUUCACCGCUAUGGCACCGCUUUAUGAGCGUUGAAUGCCUGCAAAAGCCUUUAUUUCAUUUCAUUUCAUUUAUUAAUGCUGCACAUUUUCAGCCAUCGCCAUCGCCAGUAAACUUGUAA